Messenger RNA from Sabethes cyaneus, 4758 nucleotides. It is a transcript of the gene Srrm234, whose product is annotated as serine/arginine repetitive matrix protein 2. Bases 374 to 4546 code for a protein of 1390 amino acids. The transcript has 9 exons. Lineage: Eukaryota; Metazoa; Arthropoda; Insecta; Diptera; Culicidae. The record is from RefSeq and is a predicted model, not a curated record.
AUUACACACGCUCUAGCUAAUUAAUUUUGCUGCAAAGAGUUUUGAACUACAAAUUUGUCGUCAUUUAGUUGCAAAAUCGGCAUUAAAAUACUCGUGCGGUGUGCGAAAUCUUUAUUCCGGCAUAGAACGACGGGCAAUUAGUGUUUUUCUAUCAGAAUUUAUACUUAUUUACUAGUGCUUGAAUAUUGAUUUUCCUAUCGCGGCUCGCGGAGCUGCACUUGAAAAUUUUCCUUGCGAGAAGCCAACAAGAGCCUCUAAAAAUACACAUCAAUAGUGUAUUCGUUGGCAGUAUUUGUCAAAAUCCGCUGAUAAACGUUUUGUUGCUGCAAAGUAUGCUCAACUAUUGCCUCGGGAAUAGUUAAGUGAAUCGAAAAUGUACAACGGAAUCGGGCUGACGACUCCCCGCGGGUCCGGCACCAAUGGUCACGUACAGCGUAAUGUUGCCUUCGUCCGACCGGGCAAGAAGGACAGUGUCAACUACCGGACCGAGGACGAUUUGGCUAAGCUGGAUGCACAGUCCAACCGGCAGCCCAACCAGGGCAUUCUGGAUCACGAACGGAAGCGCAAGAUCGAGGUGAAAUGUGCCGAACUGGAGGAAGUGCUGGAGAGCCAAGGGCUUGGCCAGGAGGAAGUUCGUGCCAAAGUGGAACUGUACCGAUCCAAACUGAUGAACCAAGGAACGUCGAUGGAACUACCGAAGGAUGAUUAUGGACGAUUACUCGUUCGCGAAACUCACCACAUCGCACAGGCCCAGCAGGAGAAAAACGCAAAACUAAGGGAAGCGUUCGGGAUCUCCGAGUAUUUCGUCGAAGGUACCAGCUUCGACCAGGACCGGAAGGCCAAGGAGGACCAGGCCAAAUCGGAAGCGCUGCAGAAGGAACUGGCGGAGAAGGAGCGGUCCCGUGAAGCGGAGAAAGCAUCCCGAAAGCGGUAUGCCCUCGUCAGGACUCCUUCGCCGGAGAAACCAUCGGCGUCUGCGUCGACAGCGACGGCUGAAGCCAAUGGCAAAGGCCACCAUCGGAAGCGAGCGGCGCGGGAUGAUGACGAACGCGGAGGAGAGGAUGGUGAGGUAGACAGUCGACGUCGUCGUGAGGACGUAGAUGAUGAUGAAUUGCUAGACGGUGGGCGGAGAGAUGAUAAGAAAAAACGCAAGAAGAAGAAUCGCGAUACGUCAUCAAGUCCUGAGCGUAAAAAGGAAAAGAAGAAGAAGUCCAAGAAAAACAGGAAAGACAGAUCGAAGAAGAAACACUCAAAACGAUCGGGACACCAUCGAGACGACAGUGAGGAUUCGGACUCGGACUCAGCCAGUUCCGGCGAGGACUCGGAUCACUCCGACCGUGAGGGGGAAAAGCGCCAUCGGAAAUCCUCCCGUAAAGACAAGAAAAAGAAAUCUUCUAAAAAGAAGCGAGCUAGGUCACAGUCUCAAUCGCAUGAUAGUUCUUCAUACAAGCAUCCGGAACGUAGUAAUGACAAAAGCGGUAAUGCAAGAGAAAGAGAUCGUCAAGAAGGUUCGAGUCUUAGCCGAGCUCGAAGUGAUCGUCGACAGCAUGAGGAAAGAGAUUCUCACUAUCCACCACAGAAGCAACGUGAACGAAACGACCAUGGUGGUGAACGUGGUAGCAGAGUAGAUCGUUCCGCAAAAGUUAGCGAUCGUGGCGAACGAAGAAGUCGCUCCCGAAAUCGUCGCCCACAUAGAUCUAUCGAUAGAGCUAGAUCACGGUCAAGAUCUGCUUCAAAGGAAAGAGAUCGAUCUUCAUCAACAUCUAGGGCACGUGAAAGACGUGGAAAGUCAUACGAAAGAUAUACUAGAGAUGCAGAUAGAUCGAAAGACAAAAGAAAGGAGAAAUCGCCACCGAAGAAGUCAGAAAGUGAUAGAAAUAAGGGCAGAAAUAAGUCUCGAUCACGUUCAAGAACACCUACCAAAAGACGAGAAGAAAUGAAGACAAGAGAUCGGGUGCGCGAACGUAGCAGAUCAAGAAGCUCGCCAAGAGGUGAAACUAAAUCAAAAGAAAAACGUAGAAACCGCUCCAGAUCAACCAGUAGGAAAAGAUUGGAAACAAAAUCAAAUGAAAAGCGCCGUGAACCGUCGCCUUCCACGAGUCGUCAACGAAACAGGUCUGCUUCCAAAGAAAGGAACCGAAACAAAUCAAAAGAUCGUAAAGAAAAUAAGAAACGUGAUUCUUCACCGGAAGACCGGAAGAGACAACGAAGUAUUACUCCUGCUAGAAAGCCGAGUGUAUCCCCAGCAAAACCACGCAAGGAAUACGAAUCCGAUAAGAAAGCACGCAGUCGUACUCCACGACGCAAAGAGCGUCCAAGAUCGCCAACAGGCAACAGAAGAGCGCGAUCCAAAUCAACCUCCAACAGUCACAGGGAACGUUCGUCGAAAAAUCGCAGAGAAAAAUCCCAGUCUCCAAUUGAGAAACGAAAGCAUCGUUCAAAGUCGCCAGAUAACAAACGAAAGAAACGAUCAGAGUCCCCGAUCGAGCAGAAAUCUAAACAUGCAAAGCCAUCAGACAAAACUAGAAAAUCUUCCCCGGAUAUCGCCAAAAACAAGAAAAGAACCCUUUCUAAAUCACCAACAAGCAAUAAAAUGCGGGGAAAUCCAGCACCCGCUGAAAAACAUAAGCCUAAUCGCUCUAGAACACCUAACCAUAGAUCAGCCUCGAGGACUCCACCGAGUAAGAAACGAGGUCAUUCACCAAGUCCGCAAAAACCACAGUCGCAAGCUAACCGAUCGCUCACACCGAGUGAUAAGAAGCAGCCCAAGAUGCCGGAACCGAAGCAAUCUAAGAAUGCCCGUAGUCGGUCGUCAUCGGAGCGUUCUUCAGGAUCCUCCACGUCGUCGGAUCUCAGUUAUUCACCAGCACAGCGAGACCCCGACAGAUACCGGGACAUACUUGAUAAGCUAUCGAAGCAAAAAGAGACUAAAACUUCUCGGUCUCCUUCUAAGGGAAAGCAUAACUCGUCGUCUUCCCGCUCAUCCCAUUCUCCAGUGCAAGUAGCAAAACAAUGCAGUCCUCCACCGAGCCACUCGCAACAAAAACAACCCCGGAAUUGCACCCCAUCGCCACCACCGGUGGUGAUCCGGCAAGAAACCGUUUCACCGUCAAGGUCUCCAUCGAGGAAACGUGAGCAUGGAACACCGCCCUUGAUAAAUGCACAACCAACCACCAGCAAAAAAACAAAAGCUCGAUCUCGCUCACCACCGGCGAUAAAGAGACGUAAGGAUGGCACACCUCCCCCAAUUCCGUCGAAAUCGAGCGAUUUUAGACGAUCGCCUCCCAAACCGAUCCGAGAACCGACCCCUCCAAAGCACAGUGAACCGGAUUAUGGCAACCGGGCACGCACGCCCUCUCCAGAGGCGCCGAGACGAACUAAAAGCAAGUCUCCGAAACAUUCACCCGCAAGCGAUAAACCUAAAUCAGCCAAAAAGUCGAAAAAGAAACCACCGCAGGUGGUCCAACCAGUUGUAAAGCUGCAAUCGCCUGCUUCAUCUUCGUCAGACUCGGACUCCGACUCACCUGAUCAGCCCAAUAAAUCCGGCAAGAAAGAUAGGUCCGACCAUUUGGAUGCGUUCCUACCGUCCUACGGGGACAAUCGGGAAGACAAAGACCUGUGCUUACUGAAAGCCCUAAAGAACGAUCUAGCCGCCAAAGCUAAGCAAUGUUUGGAAAAGAAAAAAUCCGUCUCGGAAAUGUCCAGCAAGGGUGAUCCGUCGGAGGUUGGCUUGCCACGGCUGGGCGAAAGUCGCGAACGCAGUAUUCAGAUUCAGCAAGCCAGAACCGCCGCCAAUCUGGCGGCUGUCCACACGGUUAGUGGUGGCAGUGGUAGGGGAAUCGAGUUCAGUACCGAACCACCAGUUGCGCAUACACAGGAACCGUCCAAAAAGAAGGACUCUCCGAUUCACAGUAACAGCAGCCACAGCGGUACCAGCAGUAGCAGCGGUACCGUCGAAGCAAGCAGCAGCAGCUGUCUCAAUACCAGUCAGAUCAAGAAAGAUAUUCACGAUAUUUUAACUACUGUCAGUGCAUGCCGAAUGGAGGACAACAAGAGCAACAGCGUUGCCGUUAGUCUGGCCAAAAGUACGAUCUUAAGUGCGGUCGACAGCAUUUUGAAGGAGAAAAUAUCCGGCGCUCUUGAUGCGGCGGCAGCAAACACAAGAAAGUCUCGCAGUACGUCCAAAUCAAGGUCCAGAUCAAGAUCCAGAUCCCAUAGAUCCCGCAGCUACAGUAGCUCCAGUUCCAGUUCUCGCAGUUCCCGAUCGCGCAGUCGCUCGUCUCGGUCACGCUCGCGGUCCAGCCGCGACAGCAGCCACUCUCGCUCGCACAGCAGCACGUCCCGCUCGCGGUCCAGAACUCCGCCCCCGCGUCGUUCUCGCUCGCCAUCAAUACCCCGGCGAGCCGGUUCACCCAGUUUCCUCGACAGGCGCCGAAUCACCAGCUCGAGAACGCGUAAAUCGCGCGGUAGAUCCAGCAGUAGCUCUAGCUAUAGUAGCCGAUCGAGUAGUUCCGAUCGUUCCGCACGGAGGCGAAGGCGAAGAUAGGUCAAUCGAUUUAUCGCGCUAGAUUUCUUCAUUAAUUGAUGCGCUUGUCUAAGCACUUUACUACGUUUUCACAACAUGCGAAACGUUGUCAUAAGUUUUUUCAGUUCCAUUCACGUUUUGACGGAGUGCUGGUUGUGUUGAUUGUAGAAUUAUCUUCAGUUUAUUUCUAAGUUCAAACUAUAUUUUGUAUCACUGAAUGAAGGCUUGGAAAU